Molecule: messenger RNA, 1839 nt
Organism: Komagataella phaffii GS115
Lineage: Eukaryota; Fungi; Ascomycota; Pichiomycetes; Pichiales; Pichiaceae
Exons: 1
Coding region: 1-1839 (612 amino acids)
Source: RefSeq, a predicted model, not a curated record
AUGUCUGUCUCAGAGUUCCUACGGUUUUACAUAAGAAGACAGGGCCAGAAUUUGCUAACUGUACGAGAAAUGGAAGAGUUUGAGGAAGACUCUAUUGACCCUGAUGACUACGAUCCUGAAGAUGUGUACCCUUGUGAUGAUGAGUGUUCUAAAUUGGGCCAUGAUACAUUAAAUAGAUUGCUCAGGCUUCUACGGGAAGAAUUUACUAAUAAAAAGAGAUCAAUUAAGGAACCUAUUUUGAAUCCGUCUUCACUAUACUCCAAGGAUGCAAGUGGGCAAAAGAAAGCUAGCUCUUUACGAUUGAACCGAAAACGUUUGAAGUAUUUCUACCCCAGAUCCUUUUGCCAACAUAGGAAAAGCAACCAUGACCAUCUAUUUUCUCCCAACUUGCUAAGUUCAGAUUGGCCACAAAUUUAUGGCAUCUAUUUUGGAAUUCGAAAGAUAUAUCAAAGUCUUAGAUCUGAUUCGGAUCUUUGUCACAACUAUCUCACCACUUCUAUUAAGCAAGGCACCUUGUAUAAGAACGAAUGUUCAGAGAACGAUCCUCUUUUGACAAUUAAGUUUACGAGCUCACCAUUCCAAAAAAGAUUAUGCAGUGGUGUAAUUCUUCUCAGCAAGAACCACUCUGAAGCAAAUGGCAGUAUAUCAUUUGUUGGCGAAGCAAUAGACUUUGACCAAACCGCAUUUUUAUGGGAGUAUGACACCAAAAAGAGGAACUACUUGAGCGUCAGAAGAAACUGUAGCACAAGUGGCUCUAAACUAUUGAAAUCCAUUGAGGACGAAUUGAAGACAUUAUUCAGGGAGAACGUAGGAGCUAAGUCGUUGGCUGAUAUGAUUGACAGGGCUACAGUUCUAUUCACAAAGGCAAGUGGAGUUGGUGCAUCAGUAGACUGUAUGGCUAACAAAGAUACAUCCAGCACAUCUGAAACUUUUACCGGCUCAGAAACUGAAUCAGAAGAAGAAAGCCAGUUUAGGUAUAUAGACCCAGAUUUCCACGAUAACCCUCAAGGUUUGAAUCAUUUUCUUGCAUCUAAUAGGCAUCUGAAUACAACUCGACUAGAGCAGUUAAUUUUUUCAGUGAGGCACCCAAAUCAACACAUCGAUAUUUUUGAAACCACAACAGCAUUAGAAAAUUUAUACAAUCUACCACCAUUCAAUGCCCUUCCAUCAAUUGAGGAUGUUUACAAGUCUUUGCUUUGCCCUGAUUGUCGCCUCAAAUUGAAACGAGAGUAUAUCAUCAUGCACUGGAGGUUGCAAUGUGGUGCAGUAAGCAAAAAGCCUGUUAGCGCAUAUGCAGCUAUUGAUCGUCGUUCAGGCCAUAUUUAUCUAACCAUCCCUAGCUCCAUUUCCAGUAGGUUUUCAAGGUUUCGGAUGGACGAGCUAGAGUUUUGGUGCAUGAAUUCCCUGCUAACCUCUCGUAAUCUAAGGCUCCCAGCGCCGUUCUACGAUAUCCUUAAAAAGCAAGUGAAACGGUCUCCUACCGACAACCCUCUAAUAGCCCAGGCAGUCAACGAAAUUUCCAUAGUUGCACUUUUAGCUCAGCCGUGUCUUUUGGGAAACCUGUAUUUCAAGAUUCCUAUCACUGAUUCGUUUAAUGAUUCUCAGUGGACAUCUUGCUCUUCUACGAUUGACUCGAAUAGACACCAGGAGGCUAGAAAGCAUCGACUCGACGACAAAACAUCCGACUCGAAAUUUAGUUCCUCUACGAGACUAAAAUCAACGUUAAACAUUAGCGAGCAGGACUUGUUCAAUGAGCUUAGAGAUGUCUUCAACAAAGAUAAGACUGUAAAGUUUACGACUAGCACCGCACAGACACUUUAUUCCUAUAAACGGUAUUAA